UAUGGAGACACUAAACAGGCAGCAGAGAGAAAUGGCAAUGUGAAGAUUGCGCAGGUGCGACCCUGCAAACUGGAGAACGCACCACAUCCGAUGAGAACCUCUAGAAGAGAGAGACCCCAGUAAAGACCAGCAGAGCAAAGCCCUGUGCCAGCAACACACUCAAAUGUUCCUGAACCUCACCACAGAGAAGGGCCUACAGCAAAUACCAUCGCCACCAGGUGAGGGAAGAGUGAGGCGCAGCUUGCUCAACCUGCCCAUCAUCAACCCAGAGAGACUGCGGACAGCAAAAGUACUGGUCGACAAAGCUGUAAAGAUGCGUAUGGUGUUCUCCAUACAGGGUCCAUACCCUGUGGUUCGGGCUGCCCUGAAGGCGAGGGGUUGGGUAGAGCGCCGCCUGCCGCGUCCAAACCAGCACUGGAGCCGGUGCCGUGGAGAUGAUGGGAAUGAUGCUGAUGACAUUGAUGAUGACGAUGACAGCCCAGACGACAGAGAGGAAGACCCAGAUGACAUGUGUGACCUAAUGUCUCGCAUGGUGAGGAACGAAACGUCAUAUUUCUAUUGGACGACGCGUAGAGAGACAGUGGACAACCGCUCAUUGCGAAAGGAACAGAUGACCAAUCACUAUGCCAAAGCAGGCACCUUCACCACCAAGGUUGGGUUGUGUGUGAACCUGAGGAACCUGCGUUGGUUUGAUGCUGCAGACCUUGACUCCUUCUUCCCACGCUGCUAUAGGCUGGGGGCAGAAGAUGAGAAACAUGCCUUUAUCGAGGACUACAGGAGGACAGCAUGCACCAGCCUUAUACAGUGUGUUGUGGAGAGGAUUCGGGGUGAGCGAGGAGAGGGAGGUGGUACAGCUGGAUCAACUGACCAAUCAUGUCAAAGUCAGAAAAAAGCAUGCAAGCGUCGAGCCAUGUCAUUGGUGGCCUCCAGAAUGAUUGACAGUGCACUAAAAGUUUGCCAGGACUUCCUGGACAGCUUGGAACACAAUGACAUAGACAUUGCCUUGGAAACACCACCAUCCCUAACAGAACAAGAGUGGCUGGAGUUCAUCCACAAUUACUACCUGGUUGUCCAUGAUGGUGUAGAGAUAGAGGAGAGUUUUCACUAUGUGAACAGCUGUCAGGCUAUGUUGCGGAAGCUUCGUGAUGUCAAUCCACAGCUAGACACAGACGGCAUCCACAACAUCUGGAUAGUCAAACCUGGGGCCAAGUCCCGGGGCAGAGGCAUCAUGUGUGCCAAGCGGCUGGAUGACAUCCUGAGGCUGGUGGACAGUGACCCAGCCCUGAUCAAGGAUAGUAAGUGGGUGGUGCAGAAGUACCUGGAGCGCCCCCUGCUGGUCCACGGCACCAAGUUUGACCUCCGCCAGUGGUUCCUGGUGACUGACUGGAACCCUCUCACUGUCUGGUUUUAUAAGAAGUGCUACCUACGCUUCUCCACCCAGCCCUACUCAGUUGAGACACUGGACAGUUCUGUCCACCUGUGUAACAACUCCAUACAGAAGCACUUUCAGCCCUCCCAGCAGCGUCACCCAGAGGUGCCUGAGGACAACAUGUGGUCAUGUGACCAGUUCCGGGCCUUCCUGUCUGGACAGGGCCGAGCAGCAGAGUGGGGGUCUGUGGUGGUCCCAGGGAUGAAGAAGGCUGUGGUCCACGCCCUGCAGACUGCCCAAGACCUGGUGGAGUCACGCAGAGGGAGCUUUGAACUCUACGGAGCCGACUUCAUGCUAGGUCGUGACCUGAGGCCAUGGCUGAUAGAGAUCAAUGCCAGCCCUACCAUGGCCCCCUCUACAGCAGUGACAACACGCCUGUGUGCAGCCGUGCAGGAGGACACUCUACGGGUGGUCCUGGACCGUCGGUUGGACCGAGGGGCGCACACUGGGGGCUUUCAGCUUAUAUACAAACAGCCCAUCCUGCUGUCUCUGCGGCGUGGUCAGGCUACGGUGACCUACGCCCAGAGCCUUCUGGGAGCUCCUGAGACCCGUCUCACUGCCCUGGACAAUGGCCUGAGGAUCGCAUCGGAGGAGACCGGACACAGCACAUGCACUGUUGGGCUGUGGAUCGGCUGUGGAAGUCGCUAUGAGACUGAGAAGAACAAUGGAGCUGGGUUCUUCCUGGAGCACAUGGCUUUCAAGGGGACAAAGAAGCACACCCAGAUGGCCCUGGAGCAGCAGGUGGAGUCCAUGGGUGCUCACCUGAGUGCCUACACUUCCCGGGAGCACACUGCCUACUACAUGAAGACCCUGGCCAAAGACCUGCCAAAAGCGGUGGAGCUGUUGUCAGAGGUAGUGCAGAGCAAUGCCCUGAACGAGGCUGACAUAGAGCAGCAGAGGAGUGUGGUGCUGAGAGAGCUGGAGGAGGUGGAGGGCAGUCUACAGGACGUCUGUUUGGACCUGCUGCAUGCCACAGCUUUUCAGGGUACCCCCCUGGGACACAGUGUGCUGGGACCGUCCCAAAACGCCAGGACUUUGAGUCGACAGGAUCUGGUAGAUUUCAUCAGGAGCCACUACAAGGCCCCCCGCAUGGUGCUGGCAGCUGCUGGAGGUGUGACUCAUGAGGAACUGGUUGGGUUGGCCAAACAGCACUUUAGCGGGAUUUCCUUUGAGUACGAGGAUGAUGCCGUGCCUGUUCUGUCCCCCUGCCGCUUCUCUGGCAGCGAGAUCCGCAUGCGUGAUGAUGAUAUGCCCCUUGCACAUAUUGCUAUCGCUGUGGAGGGGGCCAGUGCCGCCAGCCCAGACAUUGUGCCUCUAAUGGUGGCCAACUCCAUCAUUGGCAGCUAUGACAUCACUUUUGGUGGUGGAAAGCACCUGAGCAGCCGCCUGGCUCGUCUAGCCUCAGAGGAGAGUCUGUGCCACAGCUUUCAGGCCUUCCACUCAUCCUACAGCGACACUGGUCUGCUGGGCAUCUACUUUGUCACUGACAAACACCACAUCGAUGACAUGAUGCACUGGUCACAGAACGCAUGGAUGAACUUGUGUACCACAGUGACAGAGAGUGAUGUUGCCAGAGCCAAAAACGCCCUCAAGGCCAGCCUGGUGGGACAGCUCGACGGAACGACACCGAUAUGUGAUGACAUCGGCAGGCACGUCCUGAACUAUGGCCGCCGUAUCCCCCUGGCUGAGUGGGACGCCCGCAUCGAUGCUGUGACGCCCAGGAUGGUGCGUGACGUCUGCUCCAAAUAUAUCUAUGACAAGUGUCCCGCUGUGUCUGCUGUUGGCCCCGUUGAGCAGCUGCCUGACUACAACAGAAUGCGCAGUGCCAUGUACUGGCUCCGCUUCUAAGAACCCAAUAGUGUUGCUCUCUGCGUGUUCCUUUCACUCUGAGGACUGCCUCAGCUCAUCAGCACAGAUCUGCAUCGGCUCCAUCAAAGGUCCCUCUCCUCCAUCUCUCGCUCUAUUCCUGCUAUGUUAGUUUUAGUUGGUUAUGAGGGAGAGAACCACUGUUGAGGGGGUGAAUAAGUUCUGAGUGUUCUGUUUCCCUGUAAUUAUCAAUAAUUACCUCUUGAGAAAGAUUGUAAUACUGAAGAUUUUUGUUAAUGUAACUGAGCCUUUUCAUGCACCUGGUACUGUUCUGGGGAAGAGAGGGGAACACCUGAAGACAUUCAGUGAUAAAUACAUAUACAGCAAAAUCAGGGCACUGUACAACCAGUUAAUGUAGAGCAAAAGUAUUUAUGAAUUGAUGUAGUAUUUUGUUUCUGUCCUAUUGUACAUAACAGAAGCUCUCAUUCCGACAAAUUAAAAUAAAACAUUGUAAAACA
Molecule: messenger RNA, 3753 nt
Organism: Salvelinus fontinalis (brook trout)
Lineage: Eukaryota; Metazoa; Chordata; Actinopteri; Salmoniformes; Salmonidae
Product: cytochrome b-c1 complex subunit 1, mitochondrial-like
Exons: 24
Coding region: 164-3277 (1037 amino acids)
Biological process (GO): protein polyglycylation; cilium movement; cilium assembly
Cellular component (GO): mitochondrion; cilium
Molecular function (GO): protein-glycine ligase activity, initiating; metal ion binding
Source: RefSeq, a predicted model, not a curated record